This is a messenger RNA of Frieseomelitta varia, 1793 nucleotides long. Its product is annotated as glucose dehydrogenase [FAD, quinone]-like. NCBI's taxonomy places the organism in Eukaryota, Metazoa, Arthropoda, Insecta, Hymenoptera, Apidae. The transcript is spliced from 4 exons. Bases 1 to 1764 code for a protein of 587 amino acids. Gene Ontology annotation, molecular function: ecdysone oxidase activity; flavin adenine dinucleotide binding. The record is from RefSeq and is a predicted model, not a curated record.
AUGUCGCAUAUAUCACCGAACAAGAACAAGCCUAAGUCUGUAAAUUUUCGAAUAUUCAAGAAGAAGGCGAGGAUGUUUUUUUGGGUACAAAGGGUUAAUGUACAAAGGGUUAAUUUAUGUAUACUAUACGUUAUCACGUCAAUACAGUACUAUUGUUAUGUUACACUACGCAUCCAAAUUGCCACUGAAAAAAAUCGACAAAGUUGUACCGUCUCUUCUGUCUCAAAGGCCGAGCCCCAGGAGGGAAUCUGCCAAAGCAUCAACGGCAAGCGGUGUCGUUGGUCGAAGGGAAAGGUGCUGGGUGGUAGUUCGGUGCUCAACGCGAUGAUACACCUGUUCGGCAACGAUCGCGACUACAACACGUGGUCCGAGCUCGGCAACGAGGGUUGGAGCUACGAGGAGGUGCUCCCCUACUUCAGAAAGUUCCUAAACUGUCCAUGGGAGCACGUGUUGAAGUACGGCCGCAGACACUGCGCAACAGGUGGCCCGAUGAACGUCAGAAGCUACAACUAUACGCUGUCGAGUGACAUAGUCCUGGACGCGGUGCGCGAGUUAGGGCUGGACGUGCUCGAGCCUCUGAUCGGCGAUCGUUACGUGGGAUUCGGACGAAUGAUGGCCACUCUGGACGAAGGGCGUCGCAUGAGUGCCGCGAGAGCCUUCCUCUCGCCGAUCAAACACAGGAAGAAUCUUCACGUGAUGAAGUCCGCCAGAGUGGACAGGAUCCUGCUGGAAAAUACCCGAGCAACUGGCGUCCGUGUCACGUUGAAGGACAACCGAUCGGUGGACGUCAAAGCGUCGAAGGAGGUGAUCCUCUCUGCGGGAAGCAUAGCCAGCCCCCAGAUACUGAUGCUCUCGGGGAUCGGGCCUAAGGAGCACCUGACAGAGAUGGGGAUAAGGACCGUGGUCGAUCUACCCGUCGGGGAGAACCUUCAGGAUCACGUCAGCUGGACCGGCACGCAGAUAGCCUUCGUGAACGAAUCCGUCAGCCCUCCAUCGCCGAACUUCAUGCAGGAUAUCGCUUACGAGUAUCUGAUCAACAGAUCCGGCGAUUUGGCCACUUUGGGGAUGAACCUGUUAGGCUUCGUGAACGUGAACCAUCCCCAGAGUCCCGAUUACUCAGACAUUCAGUUCCACGUCUUUCACGUUUCACGUUACCGCACGUUCGUGAUGGAUACUCUGACGACCCAACUUUUCGACCUAAACGACGAGGUAGCGACAGAAAUGAGGAAAACCCUCAUGGAGUCCGACGUUCUCUUUUUUCUCGCCGUUCUAUUGAAUCCUAAGAGCCGGGGAGCGAUCAAGCUGCGAAGCGCCGAUCCAGCCGAUCAGGUCAGGAUUUACUCGAAUUAUUUUCGCGAGAGGGAAGACUUGGAGACGUUGUUGAAGUCCGUGGACGUUGUCAAGUCGUUAGUGAACACCGAGACGAUGAGAAAGCACGGGAUGCGGCUGGUGGUGUUGGACAUUCCUGGAUGUAAGCACACUGUGCCCGAUUCCGUGGAGUACUGGGAGUGUAACGCGAGGAAUCUUGCGACCACGUUGUUUCACGCGUCUGGCACCGCUCGAAUGGGGCCGGCUGAUGAUCCGAGGAGCGUUGUCGACGCUCGGUUGAAAGUACACGGGAUCGAGAGGCUACGGGUGGUCGACGCCUCGAUCAUGCCGAACCUCGUCAGUGCGAACACGAACACGCCGACUAUGAUGAUCGCGGAGAAGGGAGCGGACUUGGUGAAAGAGGACUGGACGAAGAAAGAGCGUGUCGAACUUUAAUAGCUUGUUAGAUAGAUAGAUAAACAAUU